Chaetomium strumarium is the source of this 863-nucleotide messenger RNA. RefSeq lists its product as uncharacterized. The record is from RefSeq and is a predicted model, not a curated record. The transcript has a single exon. NCBI's taxonomy places the organism in Eukaryota, Fungi, Ascomycota, Sordariomycetes, Sordariales, Chaetomiaceae. The coding region runs from base 90 to 695 and encodes 201 amino acids.
UCUUUUUCUUCCCCCCCUUCCUCCCCCCCACCUUUUUUCCUCCCUAUUUAUAUCUGGCAUCCUCGUUGCUCGCUCUAUCGCCCCACGCCAUGUCCGGCCAUACUUCCACUGCUUCUACCCAACCAUUCACCGGCUCGGCCGAGGUCCGACGCCGUAUCGCCGGGGGGAACCCUCCAAAUCAGCCCUCCUACGAUGCCUCGGCGCAGCCAUUUACCGACUCUGCUGAAGCUCGGCGUCGUGCCGGAGUUGCUGCCCCGGAACCGGCGCCCCAGCCGCUCCAACCGACAGCUGACGAACCACUGCCACCAGCACCCAUGCCUCACCAUCACAUCCAUGAUACCAGCCCAUCCGAGCCGCCACUCCCUCCGCCCACAUCUAGACCCCUUGAUUUUCCCAUCGAGGGCCUGGCCGAGGUGUUUGCCAAUGCCUCUCUAGCCACGUUGCCGGAUGCUCGACUGGUGCUUGCGUCCCCCGCUGGCAUCUCACGAGACGGCUCGGAUCCCGUCAUCAUCCCUCUUCCAGGGGGGUAUCGGCGGUUGGGAAUACGGUUGGCAUCGUCCAGCGGACCCGCGACGUUGAUUUUGUUAUCGACCUCCCAUUCUGGAUCCAGAGCAAAACCAAGACUUUUCAGUGGACACGCCAACAACUCAAAUGCCACCUGUACUGUGAUCCCGCCAGCGACGAUUGCCUCUUAGUUAAUGAGUCCUUGGGCCAUAUGUGCCUGACCCGCCUCGUCCCUGCUGGAGAUGAUCAACCCAUGGUUGUACGUUUGUCCCGGUUCGAUCGCCACGUAGUUUCUCCUGACGUGUGGGGAAUCUCUAUUUUCGAGCACACGGAUCUUCGCCAACGUUUGCUUGACUUUG